Molecule: messenger RNA, 477 nt
Organism: Babesia microti strain RI
Lineage: Eukaryota; Apicomplexa; Aconoidasida; Piroplasmida; Babesiidae
Product: small subunit ribosomal protein S27Ae
Exons: 1
Coding region: 1-477 (158 amino acids)
Biological process (GO): translation
Cellular component (GO): ribosome
Molecular function (GO): structural constituent of ribosome
Source: RefSeq, a predicted model, not a curated record
AUGGCCGAUCAAAUAUUUGUCAAACAUUUUGGAAACGUCUUCUGCAUACCAAUUUGCAGUAAAACGUGUGCCAGUGAUGUACUGCAAUAUCUGUGUGAAAAUGAGGGUCUAGAUUAUCUAGCAGACUCCGAUGCCAAAUUGUUCAGCUGCGUUGGCGUAGUCGAAAAUGACACAAAUAUCGCCUCUAUAAACUCAACUUACUAUGAACUAAUCCAUGGAUUGGAUGGCGGUGCCAAGAAGAGAAAGAAGAAGCAACAUACCACACCCAAGAAGAACAAGCAUAAGAAGAAGAAGGUCAAGCUAGCCCCGCUUAAAUACUACAAGAUCGAGAAGGAUGACAAGGUAGUUAGAUUACUUAAAGAGUGUCCAUCUAGUACCUGCGGUAGGGGAGUUUUCAUGGCGUCACAUCACAACAGAACAUACUGUGGUAGAUGUGGACUUACUUAUAUCAGCAAGACGGCGGAAAUUACUGCAUAA